AGGGCUUCGGCUCGGGACUGGUCAUCCUCAUUGAUACUUCCACCUUGUGUGGGAUAUUGAAGAGGAUCUUGUUUUGUUUCUUCUCAUUUGAGCCAUAACCAUACUUGAAUUUCUACUAUCUCGAGCUUCCUGGGGGGUAGCUCGAUUCCCUCUCAACGUCGUUAAAUACAGUAGCCUGCCUCACACAUUGAUUGGCCUUUCUGAAUUCAAAUGCACUUGUGAGACAGUAUUGUGUUUCCAUAUAGAAAGACCAGCCAGUAGAUUCGAAGAGAUACGCAGUUGUUUUGUUCCUCCCAAAUAAGAAGCCUCUUCUUAGUAUUUCCAUGUCCGGUGGCUUGGGAGAACGCGUUGGAGUAGGUGAAUGCUUCAAGACUUCAGGUAAGUUGAAGGUUCACAGAAGAGGGUACAGCGUGGGAGCGGCAGAGGGAGGCGGGUAUUGCCGGAUUUGGAGAUGCUUUCACAUUCACUACUUGCCGCAGACGGUGCCCAAGCUCUCCGCGCCUCUGCCCAUGACCAAAGUCUCGUCCUCACAGUCUCGUCAACCCCUCCUCCACCAACCUUGGACAAGCACCACCACAUCCACCAGCCCUGUUCUCAAGCAGCCACCCACAGACACCCAGCGUCCAGCUUUCAGUCUCCAGCCAGCAGCUUGCUUGUAUCGACCGUCGUGUACAAACACUGUACAUUGUUCAAGGCCUCUUCUAUAUUCACAUUCACCACGGACCCUCGUGUCCCGCCAGCGCGCCGGCAUAUCUCCUAGCUGUUGCGCCAGCUGUCGACUCCAUCCUCGACAACUCACACUCCCACCACACCACCCGCUCUUUUCCCACGCACAAGCACCGGCUUGCCAACACUUCCCAACACACACCUCUACCUUCCUCGUCAUGAAUCCUCUUGUCAUGUCUGGCUCCACCGACCCCAACAUUAGCGAGGCCACCGAAACCGCUCCUCCAAAGGCUCCUAUCAAGCGCAAGCGUGCUGCCCCCAAGCUCUUCAUCACUAAGCCGACUGUCCCCAAGACUCGGCCUGUUGCCGAAGCCCCUCCUAUCCCAAGGACUAUUAACGACUACGUCCCCCCUCGGGCGCCGGCUGAUCGGGUCACUACCCCGAUGAGCAUUCGCCAGGACGGCUCUGUUGACACUGAGCUGAUCAGCAUGUCGGACGCAGUCCGCAUCGAGAUGAAGGGUACCGCAGCAGGUCGGAAGCAACUAAAGUUGCUCAAGAAGGCGGAGGAUGAGCGCAUUGAAGCAGAACGGAAGCAAGAGGCUGUGGCCAGACAUUGCGAGGAGGGCGACAGGAUCGCGGCAGAGCGAAAGGCGGCGGCUGCAGCCAAGGAGGCUCAGAAGAAAGCAAAGCAGGCCAACAAAGCUCCGACGACCACUCUAAGUCCCCCUCAGAGGCUGUCAGCGAACGCAGCUGCCCUUCAGAUACUCUUUGACGAUGAUGAGCCUAAGGUACAGGCCGAGGAGGUGCCCAAGAAGCAGCCUAAGAAGGAGGCGACUAAGGAGCAACCCAAGAAGAUGGCACCGCCUAAAAAGAAGGCGAAGGCAGAGGAGCCAGAGGUGAUAGAUCUGGAUAGUUAUGUCGUCGAGCCCAAGACGGCUAUCAAAGACCGGCCGAAGAAGACCAUCAAGUCUCAGGCCAAGCCAGGUUCGUCUGCCACAAAGGAAGCCCGCGAAGCUGCAGCUCAGUGGGCUAUGCAGAUGAAGAAGAAUACCAAGACUGCUUCCCGGGUUCAGCAAAUUGCAACUCUCAAUCCGCCUCAAAAGCGGACUGCGCAUGGUGCUGAGCUCGACACGACCCUCAACAAUGACGCGCCCAAGCAGCGAGAAAUUCACCCGUUGAAGAAGAUGAAGACUCAAGAGACGGGCACAGAGGAGUUCAUGGAGGUGGAUCAGACACCAAUUCCUACCGCGGAGCCUGCAGAAGUUUGCCACGCGCUAGCUGCACCUCUUCCAACACCUCCACGUGAGGUAGAUCCCGUGGACGACCUGUUCGAAGACGAUGACGACAGUGAAGAAGAAGUCGAGUAUAGCGGGCUGGUAAUUGUAGAUGACAAUGGCAACGAGAUGGAGGAAGCCCUAACUGUUGCGCCAGCCGUCCCCUCCGCUGCGCCAGCUGUUCCCUCCAAGCCCCCACCCAAGAAGAAGGCACCUCCUAAGCCUACUUCCUUGAAUGCCGUCGUCGGAGGUCGUGUCACCAAGAGCACUGCCUCUGCCAAGAACGAGAAGAGAGCCCCUAAAUCGAAGGCCACCCCGAAGCCAAAGGCUGCCCCGAAGCCGAAGGCCGCCCCAAAGACCACCAAGCGUGGCAAGAAGGCCGGCAAGAACACCAUGGCUACAGGUCCCAAGUCUAUCAAGGACUUCCUCAACAUGACCAAGAAGGACCUUCAUGCUGCGGCCGCUGACAGCGGUAUGGAACUCGACGCCGAGGAGGAGGAGCCGCUUGUCUACCUCCUAGCCGUCCAGCACAUCGAGGACACUAAGAAGCUCCUUAAGUCACUCCAGGAUGACUACAAUGAGGCGAUGAAGGCUCGCGCUGAGGAGGAGGGCCGCAAGGCGGAGGAGCACGACGAGGCGUUGAACACCCAAGCUGAAGAAGAGACGCGGAAGAUGGAGGAGUUCCUCGCAAAGCACGGCGGUGACGACGCAACGGCGUAUGCCGCGUACAUGGCGGAAAAAGAGGCAGAGGAAGCCAGACUCGGGGAGGAGGAUGAGGAUGAGGACGAGGACGAAGAGGAGGGCGAUCUCACCCAGAUGAUGGAGGCUGAGUUUCUGUAA
Mytilinidion resinicola is the source of this 2780-nucleotide messenger RNA. RefSeq lists its product as uncharacterized. The coding region runs from base 324 to 2780 and encodes 818 amino acids. The transcript has a single exon. NCBI's taxonomy places the organism in Eukaryota, Fungi, Ascomycota, Dothideomycetes, Mytilinidiales, Mytilinidiaceae. The record is from RefSeq and is a predicted model, not a curated record.